Messenger RNA from Cheilinus undulatus (humphead wrasse), 1766 nucleotides. Its product is annotated as THAP domain-containing protein 7-like. The transcript has 3 exons. Bases 414 to 1127 code for a protein of 237 amino acids. The record is from RefSeq and is a predicted model, not a curated record. NCBI's taxonomy places the organism in Eukaryota, Metazoa, Chordata, Actinopteri, Labriformes, Labridae.
UUGUCACUUUUUCUUCCCCGUUUUUGCCAUUUUAAGCAUAAAUUGCUUCUUCUCACACAUUUUUUAAGCAUAUUUGCCACCUUUAACUUAUGUCUAGUGCCACGUCAACCCAUUUUCGCCACGUUUCACCUCUUAGAUUGUGGCUCUUGCAAAGGUGCGUUUGAACAGUUUGGCUCUUCGGUUGAGUAUCACCGGUCUAACAGCACAGAACGGCCCUCCAGCCUGUAGGUGGCAGCACGAGCCAUCUCAGCGAACAGCCUGCCGUUUUAAUAUCAGUAGAAGAAGAAUAGAACCGGAAGCGGCUGUGUGUUUACCCCGAAUGAAUUCGUUUUUCCCGCUGUACCCGCGAAUAAACCGCUUUAAUUUAUAACUCACGGAUUAGACUUGUUCAUCGGGGGUUUCUGGGCUCAGUAAUGCCGUGGAGGUGCUGUGUCCCCGGCUGUAAAGCCUAUGAUGAGGCUAAAUCUAUGGGGGUGAUCUUCCACGGGUUACCGACCAGAGACCCUCCACGGUGCAGACUGUGGCUCCGAGCGAUACAGAACCCGAGGUUUACCGAGGACACCCCGGCGACUAAAUACAGCGGAGUGAGGGUCUGCAGCCUCCACUUUAAACCCGAAGACUACGAGGAAGAUUUCAGGGCUAAGAUACUCAACGUCCCCCCGAAACCGAGCCUGAAGAGCGGGGCUGUACCGUCAGUGUUCCCCGGCAGAGGGCGCGCUGAGCCCGGCUGUGGAGGAGCAUCUCCCCCCGCUCCAAAGAGAAGCAAACCCCAGGUGACACAUUCUGGAGCAGCAGCAGGCUCUCAGCACCUUCCUCCUCCAUCUUCAGCGCCAGACCAGGCGUUCAGCAUUGUGGUGUCUGUUGAUCCUCUGGAUGACGGCGUGCAGUCAGAACCCGAGGUGAACUCGGUCUCUGACGAGUCUGAUGAGGACGUAGACAAAGACUGCGCCGUCGUCUACACCCGCAGCUUGAUGGAGCUGUUCAGGAGGUGUCAGACGUGUGGGCAGCUCAUCGACCAGACGCAGGUGCUCCAAACGGGCGCACAGGUGAAGGUGAAAUGGAGCUGUCAUGGUGGACACUCUGGUGUGUGGAAGUCCUCGCCUAGACUUAGAGAGGCAGUGGAAUGAGACGUCACCUCUGCGUCUGAACGCUGCAGAACUAACGGAGUUUAAGAAGAAGAGCUUUGUUUAAGGAGACGUGACGUAUGGACUGGAGGGCGCCGUCACCUUCACGUCCGACUCAACGGGGGCGGUGCUGCGGGUCAGUGGAGACUCCAACACGCCGUUCCAACACAUAUGUACCCAAGAGGAUCAGGGACGUUGGAAAAGGGCUUUAUGAACUGGAGACAAAGACGAGGAGAAGCAAAAAGAUCAAGAAUCCAUGACUGAGACCACCAAACAGCACGUAAAAAUGAAGAGGAGUGUAAGAGCUUUAGACAACACAGACCCUGGUCCAUCAGAAACCCUCAGACCCUGGUCCAUCAGAAACCCUCAGACCCUGGUCCAUCAGAAACCCUCAGACCUAAGAGACUGCACUGUCAGACAGACUGAGACUGAGGAUGAAGGAAUAAUUCAGGAUUUAGGAAUCUUCUGAACACAUGGUUCAUAUUCAGAGAUAGUCUAACUUGUGAUGUAAAUAUUCAAGUCAGUCUCAGUGAUGAUCUGAAACAGGGCCGGGGCGUGUUUGUAUACUUACAUAUCAGUAGUAUAAAUCCUAUCUGCCUUAAACAGAGGUCUACUGCACCAUCAGAUAUAGGGGAUUGUGUG